AUAAUCGAUUUGGAUGUUUUUAAAUUAGAUUGAACUACAGUAGAGCUACUGUGAUUGAACAAUGAAUUUUAUAACUUCAAUCAGAGGCACAUUAUCAUCUAAAACACUGAUAAAUACUGCACAGAAUUUUCAGCAAAUAAGGAAUAAAUAUGUCAACCGCUGGAUGAUCAGGGACGUAAAGAGACGUAAAUUAACCACCGAACUUGCCCCGAUGAGGCUACGAAUAAAUUCUCUUCGAAAAAACGAUGUACUUCCUCCUGAAAUUCGAGAACUAGCUGAUGCAGACAUCAAUGCAAUGCCUAGAGACUCUGCUUUGGUGAGGUGUACAAAUAGGUGUGUUAUAACUUCCAGGCCCAGAGGAACUGUGUAUAGAUGGAGAUUAAGUAGAAUUGUAUUCAGACAUUUGUCAGAUUAUAACAAACUUUCUGGUGUUCAAAGAGCCAUGUGGUGAUUAGCUACCUAGUUAAUGAAGUGUUUCAAAUCAAUGGCUUAGUGGCAAUAACAGGUAUCAUGUUUCUUCAAGUUUUCAGGAGUCAACAUUUAUGGUCUAUGUUGUCUGGUUUUGGAUAUCAAAAUGUAUGCAACAUCAAUAAUGCAUAUCAUAUUCUGCAACUGCAAGAAUGGUGAAGUCAUUUCAUCAGAAUGAAACUAUGAUCCAUGUGACCAGUUUAUUUGAAAUAUUCUACUUCAAGCAAUAAACAAUCUCUUAUAUAAUAAUAUAUAACCUGUGGUUCAAAAACAUAUAGUAUAUUGCUUACUCAAGACAUCAUUCUGAAGACUCUGAAGACUACUUUUUUGGUUGAUAGGUGGUGUGGUAUUGGUAUUACUUCUUUAAUUGAUACAUGGUAUUGCUUAUGACAGUGAAAUAAAGUAUUACUAUUGGUCCAAGCAAGCAUGUUGCAUGUUGAGGAACAAAAAUCCUUGAAAAUCAUAUUUUCUCAAAUUUGAUAUGUGGUAUUACCACUAAGCCAUCACAAUGUGUAGAAUAUACUUACUAAUUUGACCAUUAUUUAAAAAAAGCAUCAGUGGCAUUGUGAGUUUGUCAUCUGGAGAAGCAGCAAUU
Molecule: messenger RNA, 1063 nt
Organism: Phaedon cochleariae (mustard beetle)
Lineage: Eukaryota; Metazoa; Arthropoda; Insecta; Coleoptera; Chrysomelidae
Source: the annotation of a GenBank genome assembly